AAGGGUGAAGGUGUAGGAUGAAGACUGCAGAGAGCGAGGUCCCUGACGCACACUUCACUGUGGACAAACAGAAUAUCUCCCUCUGGCCUCGAGAGCCUCCUCCCAAGACGGGUUCAUCUCUGGUUCUGAGGAAAAUGUGCACAGUCCGUGCUGCUGUAAUUCUCCUGACGCUGGUCCUGCUCGCCUCUGUCCUGCUGCAAGCCGUCUUCUAUCCCUGGUUUAUGAGCGCGCUGUCAGACGGAAAGACCAACGCGCAGUUGCUGAAAGCUCGUGUGGCCAACAUCAGCUCCCUGAGUUCUGAAAUUAAGAGGAACAGAGGCGGCGUGGAAGCAGCUGGCGUUCAGGUCCAGAUGGUGAAUGCUAGCCUGGGUCGCGUGCAUUCUUAUAUCCGGAGGUUGGAAACUAGUGUGAAAGAAGCCAAUGCACGGAUCCAGAUAUUAACAAAAAGUUGGGAGGAUGUCGAUAAUUUAAACACCCGAAUCCCAGAGUUAAAGAGAGAUUUGGAUAAAGCCAGUGUUUUAAAUGAGAAGGUCCGGGGACUCCAGAGCAGUUUGGAGAAUAUCAGAAAGUCGCUCAAACAGCAAAAUGACAUUAUACAGAUGGUUUCUCAAGGCUGGAAGUACUUCAGGGGGAACUUUUAUUACUUUUCUCGUGUCUCAAAGACCUGGUACAGUGCCGAGCAGUUCUGUACAUACAGGGAUUCACACCUGACCUCAGUGACCUCAGAGAGUGAACAGGAGUUUCUGUACAAAACAGCUGGUGGACUUAUCCACUGGAUUGGCCUGACCAAAGCAGGGAGUGAGGGGACCUGGAAAUGGGUGGAUGAUACCCCCUUCGACAAGGUCCUGAGUAGGAGGUUCUGGAUUCCAGGUGAGCCCAACAAUUAUGGGCACAAUGAACACUGUACCAAUUUGAAGAUGCCCUCUCUUCAGUCAUGGAAUGAUGCCCCCUGUGACACAGGUUUCCUUUUCAUCUGUAAACGGCCCUAUAAGCCAUCAGAACCCUGACAGGACUGGCUCCCAAGCUGGCACUUUGAGCUCUAGCGCUUGAUGAACUCAAGGAAAUGCUGCUCUGUCCUCCAUACGCCUGGGUGACUUUGCACCUUGAUUUUGCUUGCUUCAAAAUUGUCGCAAAGGCAUCCUGGAAUCUGUCUGCCUCGGCUGGGCGUUCUCCGACCCCACAGAGGUAGCUUCAAUGGAAAGGAGACCUCAGGUUAAAAUGGGAGUGGAGGGUGGAGAGGAUUUAGAAGUCCAAACUGCCUCAGUAAGGUGGAUCAGGACUCAUAAUUUGGGGCAACACCCUGGGGUUUCUCGUUCCUUCAGAGAAGCCUCAAUUUCAUCACAUGAAAGUUGCGUCAGACACCCAAGCAAUUCUGAUACAUACUCAGUGCUUUUCUGGUCUAUGCCCCCGUAUUCCCAGUUGCCUGCUUAGAUGGCCAUGUUCUCAGUGGGAAGAGCUCUGCUCUUAGUGACCCUGUGCAUGCCAUGUCCCCUUCAUCCUCUUCAUCCGCAUCCUCUGAGGUCUGAACUUCCUCUUUCCCUGGAUGGGGUCAGGAAACCCAUCUCGUUUAGAGCUGGACCAGCAUCUGGGCUGUUUCUCCCUCCCCCUCACUCCGUAACCUGUGAGGCCCAGCAAGCCCCACUCCCACUCCAGCCUCACCACCCUGCA
This is a messenger RNA of Rhinolophus ferrumequinum (greater horseshoe bat), 1668 nucleotides long. It is a transcript of the gene CD207, whose product is annotated as CD207 molecule. NCBI's taxonomy places the organism in Eukaryota, Metazoa, Chordata, Mammalia, Chiroptera, Rhinolophidae. The record is from RefSeq and is a predicted model, not a curated record. The transcript is spliced from 6 exons. Gene Ontology annotation, molecular function: signaling receptor activity. The coding region runs from base 18 to 1007 and encodes 329 amino acids.